CGGCGAGAGCAAUUCUAGGAUGCGACCGCGUCUAGCAGUCCGACACAUGCAUCCCUCUAGCUCAUGAUCCUGCGGCGAUUCGCUUCUACAGCAAGCCAUGUGCAGACCAAUGAAUCCUUCUGGGAGGCGCUGCAAUCGGCGACCAAGAAGCGCAUUGUUCAUCCCAUCAAGGCAAGCCAACUCAUGACAAAGCGCCUCGAUGCUGGAUUCCCUCCCCCAGAAACUGUCCCGAGAGACCUGCAAGCGCUACGGAGUAUUAUUCAAGAGAGCAUCAGGGCAGGAAGGAGCACACAAGCAUAUGCGCAUAUUGACAUGGUAGAAGAACGCGGGCACAUAAGUCGGUUCGAUCUUGUUGAACCGAUAGCUGAUGACUACAUUCGGUGUCUCCUGAGCGUCAAAGAUGCCAGAGGACCAGUAGAAGGGAAACAAAAGCCAGUUUCUGACCUGGUUGUGCGCAAGUGGGCUUUGAUUGAAGCAAAAGUGUUUGUCGCGAAGCUCGAUCAGCUAGGCAAGGCAUCGAGCAUCUCACCAGCCCUGUACGACGAUAUAAUACAAAAGAUGGAUGAGCACGGUAUUGCUAUUAUCAACCCUUCGAGCGUCUUUCAUGUUGCCGUGCGCAACAAGAUCCCAUUGAAUGUUCGCAGCUGGAACGUGCGCCUCAAAUUGCUGGCCAACAAGGCAGAUGGCACGAGCCGUGUACUCAAACGCUUUAAGCAAAUGACGGCUGAGAACCACCCCAUUAAUGAUGUAACGAUUGCCAUUGUGCUCAAGGCGCUUAGUAAAGAUCCAGCAUACUUUGAUGAGGCGUACCGGGUACUGGCGACAGCCAAGCAGCUCAAAAUAUGGAAUGUCUUUAUUGCAACUGAAGAAUUGCAUCUGCUCAAAUUACAGUACAAGCACGCUGAACUCAUUGCGCGAUACACAGAGUAUUUUGGCAACACCCUGCUCAUGCAGCUUGGCUUUGUGAGUUUGCCCAAGGCUGCUUCUGUAAGCCAGCAAAUUGCGCCAUUACUACGACCUAGCAACGAGACCAUCAGUCUUGUACUGCACACACUCGUCAAGCUCAACCCGGACGCGGAGAGUUUGGCCCGUCUCUAUGCUGGGUUUCAGCAAAUAUGCCAACAGCGGACCGAGCUGACAAUGGACCAAUAUUGCCUGUCCAUCUUUGUGCGAGCGUUCUCCAAGCACGAAUCGCAGAUUGAUCGGGCAAUAGAAAUUUUGGAGUACAUGCGGCAAGCUGAGCGGCGUCCAUCCGUGUUUGCCUAUACACACGUCAUCGAAGGCCUCUGCAAGUCUGGAGCAGUCGAUACGGCAAUCAAGGUCUUGCUGUACAUGCAGCACGACGGAGUCAAGCCUGAUGCAUAUACGUGGACAUGUUUGAUUCGCUUCUACGUCGAGGCCGGGGACUAUGCCAAGGCUCGCUCAAUCUAUGCAAAGAUGCGCAAGUUGCACUGCAAGCCCUCGGAAGCAACGAUGCAGGCCAUGCAGAAGAUACCAAGAGUGUAGAAUCAAUUCAGCCGUAAGCUUGAUGUAUCGUAGCGGUAGCUGACUUUAUUGAUGCGCUUUCGAC
Protomyces lactucae-debilis is the source of this 1570-nucleotide messenger RNA. RefSeq lists its product as uncharacterized. The record is from RefSeq and is a predicted model, not a curated record. Lineage: Eukaryota; Fungi; Ascomycota; Taphrinomycetes; Taphrinales; Protomycetaceae. The transcript has a single exon. Gene Ontology annotation, molecular function: protein binding. The coding region runs from base 64 to 1506 and encodes 480 amino acids.